CCCCCUCCAAACACCUGUGCAUCGCCGAUCCUACCCUACGGUACGUACCGUAGAACAUCGCCAUCUUCCUCGACUCUUAUUUUCUAUUGUACCGGUAAUACAAGAAGGAUUACAGAAACAUUGGUGUAGAGGACAAAACGAUGACGAGUGAUCCUUACUUUUCUAUGGCGAGAGGCUUCGGUGUCUGCAAUGUCCUCACUGCACUGUACUCCUGCGUUGCACACGUCUGGCUGGCUUUCGUGAGCAGAAAGGGCGGGGAAAAGGUUCCGAUUCCGGUGCAACCGGGAGAGGAGAUGAUGAGGAAGAAAUUCGCAAUCGUUACAGGGGCCAACACGGGUAUCGGAUUCGAAGUUAGUAGAAGAUUGGUUCAAGAAUACGGAUGGGAUGUGGUCCUGGCGUGUCGAUCGAAAGAUAAAGCAUUGACUGCGAGAGACAAAAUCAACGAUUUCGACAAAAGCUGCAACAACAGAAAGACUGCUGCUGGAAAGGCAAUAGUCCUGGAACAGGUCCUCGAUUUAAGUGAUUUUAAUUCGAUUCGAAGAUUUGCCGAUGCCGUCGAAACAGAAUACGACAACAUUGAUGUCUUGAUCAACAAUGCCGGGCGAAAUUCGUCUGGAAAAUCGCCAGGAAAUCCAAAUCUGGAUCUCAUGUUUCAGAGCAAUUAUUUGGGACAUUUCUUGUUGACAAACCUGUUACUGAAAAAGAAACUGUUGCUGCCUCCUUCGUCAGUAGCGAAAAACGGCAACAAGAUUAUAAAUUUAUCCUCUGUGAUGCACCACUUUUCAAAGGGAGAUUCAAUGAAGGGAGGAGAUUUCGAAUCAAUCUCAUCCCCUGCAUAUUGGAAACGUCGCGCGUACUACAACGAUUCCAAGAACGCUCCCUCGAAUGUAUACGCUGCGUCCAAACUCGCUGCUAUAUUGCACUCCUUCGAACUCAAUCGACGCUAUGCCGACGCUCAUCUCACUGCCAUUGCCGUGAACCCCGGUGCUGUAAAUUCUGAUAUAUGGAGAGGUUUUCCGAAGUGGAUGCGUGAAUACGUAUUCGAAAAAAUCUAUUUGACCACGAAACAGGGAAGUGAACCGAUCGUGGCAGCAGCGGUCCGAAACGAUUUGGUAGCCAAUAAAAAUAGCGAAACAGGUGCCGUCGUUUACAUCCAGCCUUAUGCGAACCCGUUUUCGAUAUUCGGUGGUCGCUUGUUUCCGAACUCAGAUGAAGUAUCUUCCUCACCACAACGAGGGCCAAUGCUCCCAUUUACGGAAAUGCUGGGACCAUUUGUGGGACACCUUCGUACGAUACCCAGGCUACCUUCAAACAAGGACGUUGCAGCAGAAACGCUUUGGAGAGUGUCCAGUGAAUUGACGGAAUUGUGAUUUACUACGAUAUGCAACAAUGGCAACGGUAGAACUUCAGGAAAGUAAUUUGCUCCACGAUAACAAUGCUCAACUUGGUCACCUUUGUUAAUGAAUAUAAAGCGCGUGGAGAUCCUGCCAUUGGCAAACUUGAACUGCUCCGCCUUUUCAACACCAAUUUCGUUACAAAAUUGCACGCGUUGUUUUUAGUGACGAAAAACACCCAAGAUACUUAAAAUGAAAGAAAAAAAUCCAAGUUUUCAAAGAGUAGAAUUUUUGGUGUAUCCCAAGGCCAAAAGCCGUCAAGGGUAACUAUUACUGGUCAUCUCAUCUUGGAUAUGUUAUCCGCAAGAUGGCAAUAGUAAGAUUCAAAUCGCAAUGACUGCCGGAGGAAAGAGGCGAAAAUUUCCUAUUCGACGAAUAUCGUGUACCUAGCAAGAGCUCAUAACGAUAGCUCCUGGUCAAUAAAAUCAUCAGCUGACAAGACUCUUUUCCGUUCCUUUUUGGUUGGCUGUUCUAGUACAACGACAUUGUCUCUCCAGUUGUGAAUCGAAGAACGUACUACUGAUGGCGUCAUUUUCUUUUUUGAACACGGAAAUAGACUUUGAUCCACAAACUUGUCGUAAAAAUCGUUGAGAUGUAAUUUGUGCAGAGGUCUCUCUAAGAGUUCCAGUUCCUUCAAGUAAGUCAAAUAGUGGUGUCGAUCCGCGAUUUUGUGGGGUUUGAAUACGGCCAGCCCGAGUCGUUGGAAAUAUUUAUCGUUUUGUUGUUCGGAGCGAUGCACGUAGAACUUGCUUGAUUCCGAGUUAAGAACAAGUUCGAAACCGGACUGACAGAAUCGUCUCUUUGACUUUCUGAUGAACGAGUUGGGAAGCAUAGUCACGAUGUCGAGAUGACCAUGAACGCUGACACACCUGAAUUUGCCUUCUCUUUCCAGACAUUCCACGGCAUCUCGAAACCCCUUAAACAAUCGUGGGAGAAGACUGUAGCGUUAGCUUCUGAAAAAUACCUCAACCCGCAAAAUUUUGCAAUCGGACUUUACUCACCUCUGUUCCCGCACGAGGGUUGGCGACCCCAACAAAAGUAACAGGACGAUCUACGUUUCCAAAUCGCGCUGCAAUCUCCAGUGCUGCUAAAAGACCUAAC
Pseudo-nitzschia multistriata is the source of this 2495-nucleotide messenger RNA. The record is from the annotation of a GenBank genome assembly. NCBI's taxonomy places the organism in Eukaryota, Bacillariophyta, Bacillariophyceae, Bacillariales, Bacillariaceae.